This is a messenger RNA of Lentinula edodes (shiitake mushroom), 1220 nucleotides long. RefSeq lists its product as uncharacterized. The transcript is spliced from 16 exons. The record is from RefSeq and is a predicted model, not a curated record. The coding region runs from base 69 to 1088 and encodes 339 amino acids. Lineage: Eukaryota; Fungi; Basidiomycota; Agaricomycetes; Agaricales; Omphalotaceae.
GGUCAUGAUAAAUUAUUGAUUCUGGUAGCUUCCAGCGCCCCCGCGUCACACAUGCCCUCUUUUAAAUAAUGGCCUUGUUCAUCAUUUCCUUUCCAUUUGUUGCUUUCUCUUUUCUCUCUCCAUUCCGAUUUUUUGCUGGACAGAAAAUGGACACCCAUAUGACCACUGUUUUAGUGAAUUCACAGAUUGUGGCGGUGUCUAAUUCCGAGUCACACCUGCAUACCCCUGUGUACUCAUUUGUGAAUCAACAAGUCGCAAUGCUUAUGCUUCUGACUUAUGAUUAUCUGCUUUCGUUGGCGCAGGAAGUCGCCUACGUGUGGCACUCAAAAUGGGGAAUAGUAGAUGUCCUGUAUUUGUUCUCUCGUUAUUCUCCUUUUAUCGACACUAUAUUGGCUGUGGAAGAGAGGCUGAAUUUGGCAAACAGUAUUGCGUCAUGUAACCGAACCAUGACUUUCAACAUCAUUUUUGCUGGCUGCGGAGUAGGAAUAUCUGAUCUAAUACUAAUCAUCCGUACAUUUGUCAUGUACCAAAACUCUCGGAAGGUCCUUGCGAUCCUCGUUCUGUCAUGGGUUAUUGUCGGCGUCAUAAAUGUGGUGUACACACUAAGUUGGGCAAAAUCGUUUUCAAAUGCGUCGUCAUUAUUGUCAGAAACACCACAAGGAUUAUCCCCAUGCUUUGUAGUAGGAGAGAACAAAACUGGCUUGGUAACCUAUAUAUCUCUGUUGGUCGCAGAAACUGUGGUGGUGGCGUUGACGAUAUUGCAAGGAUUGAAAAAUUAUUCAAAAUGUAAAUUGUUCACGGACGAUGAAAGCAUAGCCACGACGUUUUAUCGCGACGGUAUACUGUUUUAUAUAUUCAUACUGCCAAUGACCUUGGGGAACGUUCUAGUAUUGUCAUUUGCACCUCCCGAACUUCAAAUCCUUGAAACUCCAUUGCGUGUCAUGCAUUCAAUACUGUGUUGUAGGCUCGUUGUCCACGUCCGUCAAGUUGCACAGGCUGUACAUAAGGUCGAGGAUAGUCUUGAGGAUAUGAGUUUUCGGAGCAAUGAUAGCGACAAUGACACCAGUCGUCGUAUUUCGGAGGUAUAAGCUUCGAUAGCUGGGGCUUCUGCACACAAUAUACACUUCAUAACUGGAUAACGUGCUGCGAGUCAGUGUUAAUAUUAGUCCUGUGGUUAUACAAUGGCACACGGCGGCCUACACUGCCGCAGCGCGUCGGUC